UCAAAACUCUCUUCCGGUGGGACUGUGAAAGUGUGGUGUGGCUCCGUUCUAAUUUCACUAAAAACUAACUAAAAAUGGGCAAACCAAAUUUCGCCGACUUGAAAACCGACAAAGGUUUAAAAGAACUGAACGGGUUUCUGGAGAGCCGCAGCUACAUCGAAGGAUACACCAUUUCUCAAGCAGAUUUAGACGUCUAUGGUAAAUUGCAAAAAGCCCCGGCCGCCAAUUUACCUCACGCUUCACGUUGGUAUAACCACAUUAAAUCUUUCACUCCGGCCGAGCUACAAUCAUUGGGGGUUUCUGGGGCUUGCCCGUUGAAAUCCGCUGCUCCAACCACAGCACCAGCCGAUGAUGAUGACGACGUCGACCUAUUCGCUUCAGAUGAAGAGGAAGACGCAGAAGCCGCACGAGUACGUGAAGAAAGACUGAAGGCCUAUGCUGAAAAGAAAUCCAAGAAACCAGAACUCAUAGCCAAGUCUAGUAUUGUCCUAGACGUGAAGCCAUGGGAUGAUGAAACCGAUAUGAAAGACAUGGAGAAGAACGUGCGCACUAUUGAAAUGGACGGUCUAGUCUGGGGUGCAUCCAAACUCGUCCCAGUGGGUUAUGGAAUCCAUAAAUUACAAAUCAUGUGUGUGGUUGAAGAUGCGAAAGUAUCCGUAGACGAAUUGGUUGAGAAAAUACAGGACUUUGAAGAUUUUGUCCAGUCCGUCGACAUCGCGGCGUUUAAUAAGAUUUAAAUUAAAUUGUAACUUGGUCUGAAUAAAUGCUUUAUUGAGAAAA
Zophobas morio is the source of this 780-nucleotide messenger RNA. Its product is annotated as elongation factor 1-beta'-like. Lineage: Eukaryota; Metazoa; Arthropoda; Insecta; Coleoptera; Tenebrionidae. The record is from RefSeq and is a predicted model, not a curated record. Gene Ontology annotation, cellular component: eukaryotic translation elongation factor 1 complex; cytosol. Gene Ontology annotation, molecular function: translation elongation factor activity; guanyl-nucleotide exchange factor activity. The coding region runs from base 75 to 737 and encodes 220 amino acids. The transcript is spliced from 2 exons. Gene Ontology annotation, biological process: translational elongation.